This is a messenger RNA of Lasiosphaeria miniovina, 1584 nucleotides long. RefSeq names its product Alpha/Beta hydrolase protein. Bases 282 to 1403 code for a protein of 373 amino acids. Lineage: Eukaryota; Fungi; Ascomycota; Sordariomycetes; Sordariales; Lasiosphaeriaceae. The record is from RefSeq and is a predicted model, not a curated record. The transcript is spliced from 4 exons. Gene Ontology annotation, molecular function: hydrolase activity.
AUUAAAUGGACCGUUUGCCCGUAGUUAUUCCGCGGCCAGCUGCAAGACCCGCCUAGCCGCCCACCUUGACCCCUCAAUUCCCACUCUCCCAACAAGGCACCGCAGUGUUGGCUGUCGAGCGUCAUCAACGUCACCGGGUUACCAGCACUCUCCACCACCAGCUUUGCAGUCGCUGGAGCCUGCUUUGCAAUCGCUGGAGCUUGCUUUGCACGAGGCCUUUCGACCUUUUCCGACACAGAACCACCGACACAGAACCACAUCGGGCAUACCCGAGGUUGAAGAUGAGCGGUCCCGAGUCAACCAUCGCCGGGCUUUCGGUUUCGCAGUCGAGUCUGUCGGCUGAGAAGCUGGAACCAACUGCGGCAGCUGGUUCCCAGGCGGUUGAUCUUGUGCCUGUCAUCGAGGAACACAUUGUCCCGUUGCUGGAUCCUAAAUUCCUCCGUUAUUUUGUCGACGUGGUUUCCAAGGUCAAGCCAGCCCACGACAUUCCGAUCCAAGAAGUGCGCGCCAACCCGCAGAACUACCGGCCCCCGUGUGCUCUGGAUGCAUCCAAAGAGCCCAGAGUUGCCGAUUAUGCUGUCGGCUCUCAGGAUGGCGCGACAGUGCCGGUUCGGGUCUAUCACCCCGACCCACAAGCCUUUGGGGAAGGGCCAUAUGCCGUACACUUGAACUACCAUGGCGGUGGUUUUGUGUUUGGGGAUCUUUGUACCGAGGCCCAGCUCUGUCUCAGUAUGCGCGAGGCCGGGGUUGUGGUAGUCGAUGUCAACUACCGUCACUGUCCAGAAACAACUUGGGGAAAAUGCAUCCAAGAUGCGUGGGCUGCCCUGAAUUGGGUUCGCGACUCAUCUAGCACGCUCAAUAUCAAUCCAACUUCAGUAUCGAUCGGCGGCAUCUCGGCUGGCGCACACAUCUGCCUGGUUCUGCAGCACAUGGCGCGUGAUGCUGGCAUCCCCCUCAGACUUUGCAUGGCGUCAGUCCCGCCCUCGACCGACUCGCUGACGUACGCAUACUACACACAGUCGUCGUUCCAGUCUUUCCACGACUUCCAUCGGGCGCCCGUCUUGCCGUGGAAGCGUAUGCAGUACUUCGGCCGCCUCUGCAUGCCGCAGGAGACGCUGCCGGAGCUACGGAAGCUGUGGCCCGACUGGUGGUUCGCCCCCAUUCGCGCGCCAAACUGGAAGGGGCUCUGCGAUACAUUUGUCCGGACCGCUGAAGUUGAUCCGUUGAGAGACGAGGGCGAGGCUUACGGCAUGAAAGUCGUAGCGGGUGGAGGCAAGGUUACCUUCAAGAGAUACCAAGGCUGUCCGCACACGUUCAUGUAUCUCAGCUUUCUAGCACAGAAGGAUGAGUACGAUCGGGAUGCGAUUAUAGCUCUCAGGGUGGCUCAUGGACUGGAACAAUGAGCAGGACAAUCCUCGUCAACUUUAUGGGUAGCAAGACAAAAACCAUGACAACUGAAAUACUCGCUCCCAAAGGACAGCCAAGAUCUAAGCCUCUCAAGUGUCUUCUGGCGUGUUUGUAUUGCAGGGUACCUGUUGAACUAUUGCAUCGCCAUUUUGUGUCAAAAUGCACCCUACCGAAGAG